AUGCACAGCGUCCUGCAGCGCUUCUACACGUACACGAGUCUGGGCGUGGCGCUGCGCGGCCUGGCCCUCGCCACGCCCGUUGUCGUGCUCGCCCCGGCCACGGUGCUGCUGGCGUACGCCGUGGUCUUGCGUGUGCACACGUCCGAGUCGCUGCUCGUGCUGAGGGGCCUAGGCGUACAGACCAGCUGUUCCCCGCCCACCUACUUGGGCGGGUCGUCGGGUGCGACGCGCUUCAUCCCCACCGAGAAGAUCCGCGACAUACUCGUCAAUGAGGCGUUUCGCGGCUUCGAGGUGAGGUACUAUCUUGUCGUCAUUGUUGAGGAUGAGCCGGAUGUCGUCGUUGUCUUCCCGAGACUGCUUCCUCCGCGGGCUAUCGUCGAGACGGUGUGGAGGGCCGCACGGGAGUGUUUGUAUGAGCCGGCAAAAGGGUAA
This is a messenger RNA of Geosmithia morbida, 432 nucleotides long. RefSeq names its product phosphatidylinositol N-acetylglucosaminyltransferase subunit H. Gene Ontology annotation, biological process: GPI anchor biosynthetic process. Gene Ontology annotation, cellular component: glycosylphosphatidylinositol-N-acetylglucosaminyltransferase (GPI-GnT) complex. The record is from RefSeq and is a predicted model, not a curated record. The transcript has a single exon. Lineage: Eukaryota; Fungi; Ascomycota; Sordariomycetes; Hypocreales; Bionectriaceae. Bases 1 to 432 code for a protein of 143 amino acids.